Molecule: messenger RNA, 2187 nt
Organism: Clonostachys byssicola
Lineage: Eukaryota; Fungi; Ascomycota; Sordariomycetes; Hypocreales; Bionectriaceae
Source: the annotation of a GenBank genome assembly
AUGCUUAAUGAGAGAUCCCGAGAAAUCAUUUUUGGUUCGGAAACUCAGCAAUCUGAAGACUCAGCAAACAUAGGAUUGAAACUGGACAACUGGGAACAUCCGGACACUAGUGCAAUACUCAGUUGGGGGAACCUGAGCAACGCCGACAUCGGCGGGUUGACCACCGGUGCCGUUCUAUUUCUAAUACUUCUUCCUGCAAUAUUCUUAAAGGAAAUGUGGAAGGCACGAACAUCAGACCUUCGGGAGGUGACUCCAGACACAGCAGAAUGUUUCCUUAACCCCCUUGGUAGAUCUGUUCAUCAGGACAGGGUAGAUCAAGACCAGGAGUCUUGCCAAGUUGUUACAAUCCCUGCCGAAGAAACGGUAGUCGACCCUGCCUCUGAUACCUGGCCCAGUAGCCCGCAUAAGCUACACCCGAGAACCUGCAUUUGGUACCUUGAGUGGGUAUGGGAAAUUCUUCUUACUCUCUUGCCCAUUUUCUUCAUUGCUCUUUGUAUUUUAGCACUGCUCCUUGAUGGUCGACCGCUGUCAAAUCAUGGGCAAGCAGUGCUAGAUAUAGCUCGUCUGAUACCCACGGCUUAUCCUAUAGUAUUUGCUGCGCUGGCCAGUCGAUUCUACAAAAAUCUGGCUCGCUGGUAUGUAGAGCGGCCUAAUGGUGUCAAUCUUGCUGUUCUUGAACAGGUGCUGGGCAGUCAAAGCUUUGCAGGAGCCCUCGAGCGGCUUCUAUUUGUACGCACCCAAGUACAGAUGGGCGCGAUCAUCCUAAUCAUAUGGGCGAUGUCACCUCUGGGAGGGCAAGCCGGUUUGAGAAUGGUCUCUACUAGCAAAGGUUCCUCCAACAUCACCGGGAGGGCUUGGUAUCUCCAGCCAGGGUCUCACCAAUCCCGGUUCGGGCUUUUAGAAAUAGAGGGCGCCACAAAGGGCAACAUGUUUGCAUUGUACUCUUCCAGUCUCCUAUCUUCUUCAAAGCAAAGGCGAUCUCCAAGCGAUCUUUGGGACUUGCCAAAAGUUCCACAAUGGACUGCGGCAAGUAGUGAGUCUUCCUUACGCGAUAUAGAUACUGAUGCGCUGGUAGAUGGCGAAGCAGAAUAUAUCUCUCUGCUAGGAACCAAAAUACAAGGCUUAGACGUUACCGCCUCGAAUGUCUUCUACAGCUUUUUGAUAACUACGCCAUAUAUAGACCUCAACUGCUCUGCCAAUACCGGCAUAUCUUUCGAGGCUAGCCCUUACCAAAAUAUCCUACAAUCAUUGGGAAUGUCGCCAGAUUUAAACGGAUCUUCCUUCCGCGCAAAUCUGGAAGAGGACGAUGAUUCCCGUCUUCUCUUUGCGAGUUUGGAUUACUCGAAUGCGUAUUUCGCGCUCUUUAACUGUUCUAUGCGAAUUGUUACAGUUGAAACAGAAAUGCAAUGUGCCCCUAGCAAUUCAUUAGCGAACUGCUCAGCAAAGCGCCAGCGACUUCUGGGCUCAAAGAGAGUGUUCUCCGAGAAUAUCUACGGUCCCUCGAAUGAAAUGAGGAAGGCCCUCGAGUUAUGGCAGCACGCCGACAGUUCUUCAGCAAUCUACGCGGCAUCGCCAACAGAUAGUUAUCUCGCUGGAUAUCUAUCACCUUACGCCGGACACAAUCUUAUCAUGUGGUCCGAAGUCGACGUGGGCAAAUAUUCCAGGCGUCUAACUACUCUUUUCAACACCUACAUGAGUGCCUCUAUAAAUCCGAUGGGCCAUACCGAUGUUUCGUUUUCAAAAAGUUGGAAGAAUGGCCCGUCCCCUUCUGGAGAAACAUUGAAUUCAAUUGCAGCGAGUGCGACGAUUGUUUUCGAUGUCUACGAAACCAGUAGAGCCUGGGUAGGCGUAGCUCUCGCAGCUACACUGCUGCUUCAAUUGCUCGCGGUACUUGGGCUUAUGUUACGAGCUCUAGUCAAAGGGCCAGACAUACUAGGAUACGCGAGCUCUAUGACAAGGGACAAUCCGUACAUAAACUUGCCUGAGGGUGGAUCGAGUUUGGAUGGCCCAGACAGAGCUCGACUGCUAAAAGGGACUCGGAUACAGCUUGCAGAUGUGCGCCCAGAGAAAGAAAUCGGCUACAUCACUCUGCGAGCAGUUGAACCUGGAUACUACACGGAUGGUGGCAAGGAUUACAAAGUUAUGAAUAAUUGGCGGCCGUUUACCCGUGGAAGAUUGUAUACAUGA